This is a messenger RNA of Miniopterus natalensis, 554 nucleotides long. Lineage: Eukaryota; Metazoa; Chordata; Mammalia; Chiroptera; Miniopteridae. The record is from RefSeq and is a predicted model, not a curated record.
AGGGUUGCUUGUCUUGUUCCAAGGACAAUGGGUGCAGCCGAUGCCAACAGAAGUUGUUCUUUUUCCUUCGAAGAGAAGGCAUGCGCCAGUACGGAGAGUGCCUGCACUCCUGCCCGCCGGGCUACUACGGACACCGGGCCCCGGACAUGAACAGAUGCGCACGAUGCAGAAUAGAAAACUGUGAUUCUUGCUUUAGCAAAGACUUUUGUACCAAGUGCAAAGGAGGCUUUUAUUUGCAUAGAGGCCGAUGCUUUGAUGAAUGUCCAGAUGGUUUUGCACCAUUAGAUGAAACCAUGGAGUGUGUGGAAGGAUGUGAAGUUGGUCAUUGGAGCGAAUGGGGAACUUGUAGCAGAAAUAAUCGCACAUGUGGAUUUAAAUGGGGUCUGGAAACCAGAACACGGCAAAUUGUUAAAAAGCCAGCGAAAGACACAAUACCAUGUCCAACCAUCGCCGAAUCCAGGAGAUGUAAGAUGGCCGUGAGGCACUGUCCAGGAGGUGAGUGUGGGAAAUCGCUACCCGGGGCUGUGUGCUCUCUGGACUCACCUCUUCCCUAG